Molecule: messenger RNA, 2274 nt
Organism: Dichomitus squalens LYAD-421 SS1
Lineage: Eukaryota; Fungi; Basidiomycota; Agaricomycetes; Polyporales; Polyporaceae
Exons: 12
Coding region: 1-2274 (757 amino acids)
Cellular component (GO): mitochondrion
Molecular function (GO): methylcrotonoyl-CoA carboxylase activity; metal ion binding; ATP binding
Source: RefSeq, a predicted model, not a curated record
AUGUCGCGUAUCCGGCCGUCUUUGGGGGCUCGAGAGGACUUGCGACAGCCGCAGUUCCAUCCAGAGACCUCGUUCUCGUCUCUGCUCCCGUCCGCGCACAAGCCGCUCUUCGACAAGAUCCUCAUAGCGAACAGAGGAGAGAUCGCAUGUCGCGUCAUCCGCACCGCGAAGAAGCUUGGCGUCAGGACGGUAGCGGUGUACAGCGAAGUUGAUUCCGACGCACUCCACGUUCGACUGGCAGACGAAGCGUACUGCAUCGGACCCGCGCCGUCGGCGGAGAGCUAUCUCCGUAUAGACAAGAUCAUCGAAGUCUGUCGCCAAAGUGGGGCUCAAGCCGUCCAUCCAGGAUAUGGUUUCCUGAGCGAGAACGCGCAGUUCGCCGACCGUCUCGCGCGAGAGGGCAUCACCUUCAUCGGCCCACCCGCAAGCGCCAUCGUGAGCAUGGGUUCCAAGAGCGAGUCGAAGAACAUCAUGUCAGCCGCCGGUGUCCCUGUUGUACCUGGAUAUCAUGGCACGAACCAGGACCCCGAGUUCCUCCAGCAAGAAGCCUCCCGCAUAGGAUACCCUGUACUCAUCAAGGCCGUCCACGGCGGAGGCGGAAAGGGCAUGCGUGUCGUCCACUCCGAAAGCGAGUUCCGGGACGCGCUCGAGUCCGCACGACGCGAGGCGACGAAGUCGUUCGGGAACGCGGACGUGCUCGUCGAAAAGUACAUCCAGCGCCCGCGGCACGUCGAGGUACAGGUGUUCGCUGACAAGCUAGGGGGAUGCGUGAGUCUCUGGGAGCGAGACUGUUCGGUGCAGAGGCGGAACCAGAAGAUCAUCGAGGAGGCACCGGCACCUGGCUUGUCGUCGGAGCUGCGAGCAGAUCUGAGUGAGAAGGCGGUCGCCGCUGCCAAGGCCGUAGAUUACGUUGGGGCCGGGACGGUCGAGUUCAUCUUCGACAAUGACACUUCAAAGUUCUACUUCAUGGAAAUGAACACGCGUCUGCAGGUCGAGCACCCGGUCACAGAGAUGAUCACCGGCCUCGACCUCGUCGAGUGGCAGCUCGAAGUGGCCGCUGGCAACCCUCUACCCCUCUCCCAAUCCGCAAUUCCGCUCGUGGGACACGCCUUCGAGGCACGCAUCUAUGCCGAGAACCCGCGCAACAACUUCCUCCCUGACUCGGGCCAGCUCCUCUAUCUCUCAACGCCCGAACCCACGCACGUUUUCGCCCCCUCGCUCGAGGCGUACCGCAUUCCUGUGCCUGAAGGCAGCUCCGGCUUCACCCCAGUGCACAAUACAUCCGCGGCCAUCGCCCCAACCAUGCGCCUCGAGCAGGGCUUCGAGGAGGGGGCCCAGAUAGGUGUGUUUUAUGACCCAAUGAUCGCGAAGCUCGUUGUGCAUGGGCAGGAUCGAACGGAGGCGCUGCGGAAGCUGAGGACGGCGCUGGAAGAGUACAAGGUGGUCGGGCCGUCCACGAAUAUUGAGUUCUUGAGGACGCUCGCAGGGAAUCAGGCAUUUAUCGAUGCUGAGGUCGAAACUGGCUUCAUUCCGAAACACUUCAACGAGCUGUUCCCGCCUGUGCCAGAGCCAUCCCAUGAAGCACUCGCCCAGGCCGCCCUUUUCGUCGUCCUUCGCGAUCAUCCCGCGCCGUCGACUCCCUCGCCCUGGACUACGCUCACCUCCCGUCGCUUCGCCGGCGACGUCUAUGAGCGCACCAUCACGCUCCAAUCCGAGGAGGCGUCUGCCUCGCCAUCGACAGUUCACAUUCGCGCGUUGUCCAACGGCCGGUUCGACGUGACGACGCACACGGCGUCAGGCUCACACACGUUCACGAACGUCAGCGCGCACCUCGCCUCCCCUACCGCCGUCACGGCCUCUCUGGACGGCGCGCUCGUCCGCACGACAGUCGUUUCGCAGCGCCCGCCUGCCAACGUACCCGCGUCGAGCGGCCCGAGCACGAUGGAACGGCUGCACGUCUUCCACGGGGGGAGGAAGACGACGGUCGUCCUGCCCUCGCCCGAGUGGCUCCUCUCGCUCGGCGGAGACGUGCUGGGCGCAGCGAAGGGCGCGCUGCGGGCCCCGAUGCCGAGCGUGGUCGUCGAGGUGAGGGUGAAGGUGGGUGACAGGGUCGAGGCGGGGCAAGCGGUCGUCGUGCUGGAGAGUAUGAAGACGGAGACGGUGCUGAGAGCGCCUACGGGUGGCGUCGUGAAGGCUGUUGGGUGCCAGAAAGGGGAGAUGGUCGAGGAGGGAAGGGAGUUGGUGGACGUCGAACCUGAGGAGGGCGAUGCUUGA